AUGGACAGGAACACUAUUUUUUUCAACAUAGGAACUGUGUCGAUCACUGCUUUAGGUGCUACUGUGGGUGAUAUAAUCAAACGUAGUAAUCCUUUAUUUCCGAUGAUUUGUUUAAAAAUUUUGAAUAUAUGUCCAAAAUACCCUUGUUUGAUUACGUCAAAUCUUCCGAUUGUAUUCAAGCGUGAGAUCUUCAGUUUUGGUCCUACGUUUACCAAAAAGUCACAAUCUUACAAAGAAAGAAGACUGUUAGGUUAUUCUCCGGAAAACAUGUUUGAUAUUGCAAUUGACGUUGGUCGUUAUUCAGAAUUUAUACCUUGGUGUAACCAAUCAACUGUUUUGGAACAAGGUGAAAAUAACAUGCUAGCUUGUUUGGGUGUUGGAUUUCCUCCACUUAGUGAAUCAUACAUGUCUCGAAUAACAUUUCAGCGACCGAAACACUUAAAGUCUGUCGCACAAAAUGCUGGAAUGUUUCAUCAUUUAAUUAAUGAAUGGCAUUUUCAUCCAGGUCUCCCAGAGAAUCCGAAUUCUUGUUUUGUAGAGUUUUCCGUUGAUUUCGAGUUUCGUUCUCCUAUUUAUUCAAAAAUUGCUGGAUUAUUUUUUGAUCAAGUUGUCACUGUUAUGAAACGAGCAGUAUUUCUAGGUUUACUGAUGUCAAUGAAUUCAAAUCUAUGCGUAUUAACACAAAAAAUUGGACGUUUUUUACUUAUCGGUUUAAAUAGACCAGAGAAAGGUAACUCAAUAAAUCAAACAACUGCUUCAAUGUUAAAUGAUAUAUUAUACAACCAAUUUGAUAAAGAUGAUAAUAUUAUUGGUGGUGUAUUAUAUGGUGAAGGAAAAGAUUUUUGUUUGGGUUUGGAUAUGGAAGAAUUAACGGAUUAUAUAAAACAAAAUCCAACUUGUGAUAACACAUCAUUGAAUAAACUUUAUUCAUGUUUAUCUAUAGAUUCUACUAAAUUGACAUUUUCAAAGCCGCUUAUUGCAGCAAUUACUGGAAAAGCUAUCGGUGCUGGUUUAGAACUAGCAUUAGCAUGUGAUCUACGUGUUGCUGAGAUUGAUUCUAUAUUGAGUUUACAUAAACGAAAACAUUGUAUACCAAUGAUGAAUAUGGGUACAAUACGUUUACCAGGAUUAAUAGGUUUGUCUCGUUCUCUUGAUAUGAUACUAACUGGACGUGAAUUGCAUGCUACUGAAGCUUUAGAAUUUGGAUUAGUUAAUCGUGUUACUCCAACUGGAACUGCUAUUGGUGUUUCAGUGAAAAUGAUUGAUGCUAUACAUCGACUACCUGGAUUAUCCGCUUUAUACUCUGACAGAUCUAAUGUAAUACGAGCUAGUCAAUAUUCCAUGAAUUCAGAAUUGGCAAAAAUGGAGUAUACUGAAGCUUUGAAUGCAUUUAAAAAUGAAGGAAUUAAUGUGACUAAUGAAAAAAUAUCGGAUCAACCAACGACGGAACGUGAAUGUAAUGGAAAGUGA
Schistosoma margrebowiei is the source of this 1470-nucleotide messenger RNA. The record is from the annotation of a GenBank genome assembly. Lineage: Eukaryota; Metazoa; Platyhelminthes; Trematoda; Strigeidida; Schistosomatidae.